GGAAAUGUUUGACGAUAAGAGGCAAUUUCAAGGUGUCAGUGUCGGAAAAAUUGGUACCAACCCAGCGGCAAAAACCCAUAUAGUAAUACUAAACCCAUGCGAAUCCGGUCCUGCCCACCACCACGUCCACCUGUUGUUGCAAACCCAACAACAGUAAAAAUUCUUUUGAAUCAGUCGACGUUUCGUGUUUGCACAGUCGCGUCGAAAAUCGAUCGAGUUGGCCGUGAUUCCGCCCGUUUUUCAUUUAUUCCUGUCAAAAUUACUCACUUGUUUGCAUGGACCACUAGAUUGAAGUGUCACGUCACCGGUUUUUCGCGUAUAUAAUGUAAAAAAACAAGGGAAAGUCAGGUAAAUUCAUUUCGAACGUGGGAAAAUUCGAACUGGUGGAAAUUAGGCCAGUGGGAAAUUUGGGGGAGGUGAUCGUGUCGAUCAAGUCGUGGCCUUGAAGUGGCAACUUUUUAAUACAUGGUGCAUAAAGUCAAGUGCGACACUUGAGACAGAAAUAGAAUGGCAGUUUGGUUUCCGACGUGUUAUCAUUUAUCAGAUUAGCGUAAUUGGAUUAGGAAGUGGUACGACUUUAUCAACCGGUCAGACUUUGACAAAUCAGCUGUUCCAAUUACAUUUAAAAAAAACCAAUUUAUUCACAGAAUUGCUAAACAAUUAUGAUUUUAUACACAAAAUUGACAAACAAUUAACUUUUGAUUACAUUUUUUCUUCAAGGUUAAAUAUACUAAAGUUCCAAGCUAGAAAAAAAACUAACAAAAAAUUAAGGGAAUCUUCCGUUGUUAUUGACAUUCGAAGUUUAAAAAUAGAAUUGAUGGUCAAAAAAAGUUGUUUUGAUAAAAAAUGUACAAUGUGUGACUUGUAUUGUUUUUAAUUAGUUAAGUUGGCAUUGACGUCACGGUGGCGUUUGAAAAUUUGAUUUAAAAGUCAAGGGUAAAAUAUGUGAAAAUUUGACAAUUUUCGAGUGAAUGACAGUUAAUACAGAUGACUAGAUUGAUUUUUUUUUUCUUUAAAUUUAUGUAUUUUACUGAAAAAAUUAGCGAAAUGAAGAUUUUGAACAUUGUCAAAAGUUUGCCUUAGGUCCAAGGUCGGUUAAAAUUUGUCAAAAUUUUGCAAUUUUCAAGUGUUUAAAUGUCAAAUAUUUGACACCAGAGUUGACUUUUCCCGCGUAGUAGGCAGUGUUGUCAAAAACCUGACAACUGUCAACUAAAUGUUGAUUCUUUCCCGCAUAGAUGGCACUCUUUCGUUUAUGACAUUUUUUACGCACUUUAAACGUCUAUCAAAGUGUCAAAAUGCUCAAACGUCCGCUAAAUCGUCGAAACAGUAAACGUUUCGUCAUCGGUGACGAAGAAGAGGAAGUAACACCGCCCGAAAUCGAAAUAACAAUCACUGAAAAUGUCGAUGUCGACACUGACACCAAUGAAAAUGUCCAAUCGUGCGAUUGGAUGGCCGAAUCCUCUCGCCUCCAACCCGGAAAAACGCUCACGCCGAGCAUGUCACAAGGCACUGUCAUGUUACAAAAUCGCCUCCAAGAGAAGGAUUUCACCGUUGCCACACCGGAGGAGUUCGUCAAGCGUUUCAACGGGACCAAAGUCAUCAAUAAAGUUCUGAUUGCCAAUAAUGGAAUUGCGGCGGUCAAAUGCAUGCGUUCGGUGCGUCGUUGGUCGUACGAAAUGUUCAAGAAUGAACGUGCGGUUCGUUUUGUCGUAAUGGUCACACCUGAGGACCUCAAAGCCAACGCAGAGUACAUCAAAAUGGCCGAUCACUACGUCCCAGUGCCUGGCGGUACAAAUAAUAACAACUACGCCAACGUGGAACUCAUCGUCGAUAUAGCGACCCGACUUCAGGUACAAGCCGUUUGGGCUGGUUGGGGUCACGCUUCGGAAAACCCGAAACUACCCGAACUUUUACAUAAAAACGGUAUUGCUUUCAUUGGCCCACCCGAUAAGGCAAUGUGGGCUCUGGGCGACAAAAUCGCCUCGAGUAUUGUCGCCCAAACCGCCGACAUCCCCACCCUUCCAUGGUCGGGCUCCGACCUCAAGGCCCAAUACACCGGGAAGAAAAUCAAGAUAUCGUCCGAUUUGUUCGCUCGAGGGUGCGUCCAAACGGCGGAACAAGGCCUGGCAGCCGCCCAAAAAAUCGGAUUCCCGGUCAUGAUCAAGGCGUCGGAAGGUGGAGGGGGCAAAGGCAUCCGGAAGGUUGAAAACGCGGAUGAUUUCCCAGCCGCCUUUAGACAAGUACAAACCGAAAUUCCGGGUUCCCCUAUCUUUGUAAUGAAACUGGCCAAGUGUGCGCGCCAUCUUGAAGUCCAGUUAUUGGCCGACCAAUACGGUAACGCCAUUUCGCUGUUCGGGCGUGACUGUUCCAUUCAACGCCGCCACCAGAAGAUCAUCGAGGAGGCGCCGGCGGUCAUAGCCGCCUCGGACGUGUUCGAAGACAUGGAAAAGGCGGCUGUGCGUUUGGCCAAAAUGGUGGGUUACGUCUCGGCCGGGACAGUGGAGUAUUUGUACGAUACGUCCGGGCAUUACUACUUCCUGGAGCUCAACCCGAGGCUUCAGGUGGAGCACCCGUGCACCGAGAUGGUGUCCGAUGUGAAUUUACCAGCAGCCCAGUUGCAAAUUGCAAUGGGAUUGCCUUUGCACUACAUCAAAGACAUUCGGUUGUUGUAUGGGGAAUCACCAUGGGGUAACUCCGAGAUUGAUUUCGACCAACCCAGACAUAAACCACAGCCGUGGGGGCACGUAAUCGCGGCUCGGAUCACGUCGGAAAACCCCGAUGAAGGUUUUAAACCAAGUUCGGGGACCGUUCAAGAAUUGAAUUUCCGGUCGUCGAAAAACGUAUGGGGGUAUUUCUCGGUGGCGGCAUCUGGUGGUUUACACGAGUUUGCCGAUUCGCAAUUUGGUCAUUGCUUCUCGUGGGGCGAGAAUCGGGAACAGGCAAGGGAAAAUCUAGUGAUUGCGUUGAAGGAGUUGAGCAUCAGGGGUGAUUUUCGGACGACGGUCGAAUACCUAAUCACGUUACUCGAAACUAAGAGUUUCCAAGAGAAUACUAUUGACACCGCGUGGUUGGACAUCCUCAUCAGUGAGAAGGUUGAGUCGGAGAAACCCAACGUAAUGUUGGGUGUGAUUUGUGGUUCCUUGCACAUUGCCGAUAAGACCAUAAGUACGGCCUUCCAGGAGUUUCAAAAUUCGUUAGAACGUGGCCAAAUUCAAGGAUCGAACACUUUGACCAACGUCGUAGACGUGGAAUUGAUACAUGGUGGUAACAAAUACAAAGUCCAAGCGACCAAAAGUGGACCCAACACCUAUUUCCUUAUGAUGAAUGGUACUUUCAAGGAGAUCGAAGUGCACCGGUUGACCGAUGGCGGGAUUCUACUAUCAGUGGACGGUUCCUCCUUCACCACCUACAUGAAGGAGGAAGUCGACCGGUACCGCAUCGUAAUCGGGAACCAAACUGUCGUUUUCGAGAAAGAAAACGACCCGACAAUCCUGCGCUCACCCUCAGCCGGUAAACUCAUAAGUUUCCUGAUUGACGACGGCGGCCAUGUUGACAAGGGCCAAGCCUACGCCGAGAUCGAAGUCAUGAAAAUGGUAAUGACGCUCACGUCGAGUGAAAGUGGCACGAUUUUCUACGUCAAGCGACCUGGUGCUGUGUUGGAAGCCGGCUCUACGAUAGCAUCGCUAGAACUUGACGAUCCCUCACUUGUGACCAAAGCUAUGCUCUAUAAAGGUCCGUUUCCGGAAUUGGACGUUUCCCAGCCCAUAGUUUCGGAAAAACUCAACCACAUCCAUAACAGUUACAAGGCUGUCCUUGAGAACACAUUGGCGGGUUAUUGCCUCCCUGACCCCUAUAAUGCGCCCCGACUGCGCGAAGUGAUCGAGAAGUUUAUGUCAAGUCUGCGAGACCCGAGUUUGCCCUUGUUGGAGUUACAACAAGUCAUGGCGUCAAUCUCGGGCCGCAUUCCUCCAGCCGUUGAGAAGAAAAUCCGCCGACUUAUGAGUCUCUACGAACGCAAUAUCACAAGUGUCCUGGCACAGUUUCCAAGCCAGCAAAUCGCCAGUGUUAUUGACAGUCAUGCCGCCAGUAUGCAAAAACGGACGGAACGUGACGGUUUCUUCCUCGCCACUGAGAGUAUAGUCCAGUUGGUGCAACGUUACCGGAACGGCAUUCGGGGCCGUAUGAAGGUGGCGGUGCAGGAAUUGUUACGUCAAUACUACGACGUCGAGAGUCAAUUCCAGCAAGGUUCCUACGAUAAGUGUGUGGCGUUGUUGCGCGAAAAACACAAGGAUGACAUGCAGAGUGUCUCCAAUACGAUUUUCAGCCACUCACAAGUGGCCAAAAAAAACCUUCUAGUAACAAUGUUGAUUGACCAUUUAUGGUCAAACGAACCGGGACUGACCGAUGAACUGGCACCGGCUUUAACCGAACUGACCUCGCUCAAUCGUAGCGAACACUCCCGAGUGGCACUACGUGCGCGCCAGGUGCUAAUCGCCGCACACCAACCCGCCUAUGAGCUACGCCACAACCAAAUGGAGAGCAUUUUCCUCUCGGCCGUUGAUAUGUACGGGCAUGAGUUCCACCCCGAAAACUUACAAAAGCUAAUCGUUUCGGAAACUUCAAUCUUUGAUAUUUUGCACGAUUUCUUCUACCAUGCCAAUAGGGCGGUGUGUAACGCGGCGCUGGAAGUGUACGUCCGGAGGGCGUACACCAGUUACGACAUCACCUGUUUGCAACAUUUGGAACUAUCGGGGGAAGUACCAGUUGUCCAUUUUCAGUUUCUACUACCACCGACGCACCCAAACCGCUUGAUUAAGUUAGACGAUUUCAAGGAGAGUGAAGAUGGGCCGAAAGUCGUGGAUACGUUCCAAAGAACGGGGUGCAUGGCCGCGUUCCAAAACUUCCAAGAGUUUGAGCAAUACGCCGACGAGAUCCUUGAUUUGAUUGAGGAUUUUGCGAAUCCGGCGACCAUUUCCGCCAAGGAUUUGAUCGCGGUCGAGAGUGGUUCCGAGAGUCGGAACAGUACUUCGAUUAAUGUGAGUUUGUCGCUGGAGGGACAACGAGGAGGCGAGGAGAGUUGUAUGCAUGAACCUAUCCAUAUCCUCCAUGUGGGGAUCAAGGAUAAGGGCGAUACGGACGAUAGUAGUAUGAGUAAAAUCUUUGGGGGUUUCUGUGUGCGACACAAGGAGGAGUUGAUCAGUCGCGGGAUCAGACGGAUUACUUUCGCCGCCUUGAAGCACAAACAAAGUCCCAAGUUUUUCACGUUUAGGUCACGCGAUGACUUCAAGGAGGACAAGAUUUAUCGGCAUUUGGAGCCGGCUUGUGCCUUCCAAUUGGAAUUGAACCGCAUGAGGAAUUACAAUCUGGAAGCCCUUCCAACGUCCAAUCAAAAGAUGCAUCUGUAUUUGGGCAAGGCUAAGGGGAUUGGCGGCAAGGAAGUGACCGAUUAUAGGUUUUUCAUCAGGAGUAUCAUAAGACAUAGCGAUUUGAUAACGAAGGAGGCGUCGUUUGAGUACCUCCAAAACGAGGGUGAGAGGGUGCUGCUUGAGGCAAUGGACGAGCUAGAGGUGGCGUUUUCGCACCCGCAUUCACGUCGCACUGACUGUAACCACAUCUUCUUGAACUUUAUCCCGACUGUGAUUAUGGAUCCGGCGAAGAUUGAGGAGGCUGUGACUAGUAUGGUGAUGCGUUACGGACCAAGGUUAUGGAAGUUGAGGGUGUUACAAGCCGAGCUUAAGAUGAUCAUACGUUUGGCGCCCAAUGCUCCGACUCAAACGAUUCGUUUGUGUCUGGCUAAUGAUAGUGGUUACUACCUGGAUAUCAAUAUGUAUACCGAGGAAGUGGAUCCGGAUACGGGAAUUAUCAAGUUUAGGGCGUAUGGUAAGAAGCAAGGGCCGAUGCAUGGUCUCCCCAUCUCGACUCCAUACCUAGCCAAGGAUUAUUUGCAACAAAAACGCUUUUUGGCGCAGUCGGCUGGGACGACCUAUGUUUACGAUUAUCCCGAUAUGUUUAGACAGAUGGUUGAUUUGCAAUGGAAGCAAUACAUGAAUCAGAGGAUUUCGGAACAUAUACAACCGCCCGAUAAACUUAUGGAUUUCGUCGAAUUGAUUCUCGAUCCCGAAACCGAGAGUCGAUUAAUUGAACAAAAACGCGUCCCUGGCGAAAAUAACGUAGGGAUGGUUGCGUGGCGCCUCACUUUAUACACUCCAGAGUAUCCAGAUGGCCGUGAUGUUAUUGUUAUAGCUAAUGAUAUAACGCAUAUGAUUGGCUCGUUUGGGCCACGUGAGGAUAAGGUGUUUGGAUUGGCUAGCGAAAUUGCGCGAUGUAUGAAAAUACCAAGAAUUUAUUUGGCCGCCAACAGUGGCGCUCGCAUCGGCUUGGCCGAAGAAGUGAAAAAUUCGUAUAAAAUCGCAUGGGAAGACAACAACGAACCCGACAAAGGGUUCCGUUACCUAUACCUGACACCGGAGGACUAUGCCAAAGUUUCGGCCCAGAAUUCGGUCAGAGCUGUCUUGAUCGAAGACGAGGGCGAGUCGCGUUACAAACUAACCGACAUUAUAGGCAAAGAUGACGGUUUAGGUGUCGAAAACUUGCGAUACGCUGGAAUGAUCGCCGGCGAAACAUCCCGAGCCUAUGACGAAAUCGUCACAAUAUCAAUGGUUUCGUGUCGAGCGAUCGGAAUCGGCUCAUAUCUAGUCCGACUGGGACAAAGAGUCAUCCAAAUCGAAAACUCCCAUAUUAUUUUGACCGGUUACAGUGCCUUAAAUAAACUCCUCGGCCGUCAAGUCUACGCUUCAAACAACCAACUAGGCGGCAUCCAAAUCAUGUACAACAACGGUGUUUCACACAAGGUGGAACAGGGCGACCUUGACGGUAUUGCAACAGUGUUGAAAUGGCUUUCUUACGUCCCGAGGGACAAAAACAGCCCACUGCCAGUCAUCAAACCCAUCGAUCCGAUCGAACGCGAGGUUGAUUUUAUCCCAACCAAGGCACCCUACGACCCGCGCUGGAUGCUGGAAGGUCGUGCUUCGCCCCUCGACCCCAAAAACUGGGAGAGUGGGUUUUUCGAUCGUGAUUCCUGGUCGGAAAUUAUGAAACCGUGGGCGCAAACGGUCGUAGCAGGCCGGGCCCGUUUGGGGGGAAUCCCCGUCGGGGUGAUUGCGGUCGAGACGCGAACCGUUGAAUUGAAUUUACCGGCUGAUCCGGCCAACUUGGAUUCGGAGGCGAAGACGGUGUCGCAGGCGGGGCAAGUGUGGUUCCCCGACUCGGCGUAUAAGACUGCCCAAUCGAUUGCCGAUUUCUCGCGUGAGGACCUCCCACUGUUCAUUUUCGCCAAUUGGCGAGGGUUUAGUGGCGGUAUGAAGGAUAUGUACGAGCAAAUCAUGAAGUUUGGGGCGUAUAUUGUUGAUGGGUUGAGACAGUAUCGCAAGCCGGUUAUCAUUUAUAUACCGCCCAAUGGCGAGUUGAGAGGCGGGGCUUGGGCGGUCGUUGACCCCACGAUUAAUUCGCGCUAUAUGGAAAUGUACGCCGAUCCGGAAUCAAGGGGCGGGGUUUUGGAACCGGAAGGGAUUGUCGAAAUUAAGUACCGGAAAAAGGAUUUAUUGAAAACUAUGCAUCGGAUUGAUCCAGUUUUGAGGGAGUUGGAUGAGAAAAUUGUCAAGUUUAAUCAGACGAGACCGAUGGGUGAACGCACAUCGAGUAUUUCGCAAACUAUCGAGCAGAAAAAGCCACAAGAAGUUGUGGAUUUGGAGGCGAAAAUUACCGAAAGAGAAAAUUUCUUAAUGCCGAUGUAUCAUCAAGUGUCGGUACAUUUCGCCGAUUUGCACGAUACACCCGAACGAAUGUUGGAGAAAGGGGCCAUUAAUGAUAUAGUGCCUUGGAGGAAAUCGCGAUCGAUUUUGUAUUGGAGGUUGAGGAGGUUGUUACUCCAGGAUAAGGUGGUGACGGCCUUACUUGACGCACAACCGAUGCUGGGGGUGGGGCAAGGGGAGGCGAUGUUGAGGAGGUGGUUUAUUGAAGAUAAGGGUUCGACUGAGGGCUACAAAUGGGACAAUAAUGAGACUGUGGUGCACUGGCUGGAGGACCAGCUCCGGAAGCCCCCGAGUCAGUCAAUAAUCAAUUACAACCUCCACUGUGUGAAAAAAGACGCUGUUAUCAACCAAAUCAACGUGGCGCUUGAGGACUGUCCGGACGUGGCCCUCGACGCUGUGGUUCAAAUCAUUCAAAAAUUAUCAGAUAAUCAAAAAGCCGAAGUGAUAAGGACUUUGUCGCAGCUAGGUUCGGUCGAAAAUAUAGACUAAAAUUCUAUUUUUACAAAAACUAAUCUAAGACUUAUUGUAAAUAGGUUUGUGCUUUAUUUAUGUUUCUGUUGUAUUUAUUUUUCCUGGAAAUGAUAGGUGUUAGGAAUAAUUGUUAUAUAUUGUUGGAAUUGCCCGAGACUUUGUUAUAAAAUAAAUUUUUUUGAAAA
Messenger RNA from Tribolium castaneum (red flour beetle), 8467 nucleotides. It is a transcript of the gene ACC, whose product is annotated as Acetyl-CoA carboxylase. The coding region runs from base 1296 to 8300 and encodes 2334 amino acids. The transcript has 9 exons. NCBI's taxonomy places the organism in Eukaryota, Metazoa, Arthropoda, Insecta, Coleoptera, Tenebrionidae. Gene Ontology annotation, biological process: fatty acid biosynthetic process. Gene Ontology annotation, molecular function: metal ion binding; acetyl-CoA carboxylase activity; ATP binding. Gene Ontology annotation, cellular component: mitochondrion. The record is from RefSeq and is a predicted model, not a curated record.